CGCCAAACUUGAGCCUAUUGUAUCAAACCUCAGACCCUCGUCCUCCCUCUCCUUUAUAAACGGUUUAUAAUCCGCAGGCGUGACAUAUUCUAAAGCAGAGGAACCGGCUAUCAUCAUCAUCAUCAUCAUCAUCAUCACCUGUCGGCAUGAGUGAGGAGGAGCAGAGUAACGGCUCGCUGUCGGUCAGGAAGCCGUCCCGCAUGCCCAAGUGCUCGCGCUGCAGGAACCACGGCUUCGUGUCGCCGCUGAAGGGCCACAAACGCUUCUGUAGCUGGAGAGACUGCCAGUGUCAGAAAUGCAGACUGAUCGCUGAACGACAGAGGGUCAUGGCAGCCCAGGUGGCGUUACGGAGGCAGCAGGCCCAGGAGGAAGAGCUGGGGCCGCCAUCACCCAGCACCAGCAGUGCCACCGCCUCUCCCACCAACCUAGGGAAUCGCUCCAUGCUGGCUCUAAGUCCUGCGGCGACCAGCAGAGGGCACACUGAGGGCACGUCUGACCUGAUGGUGGACGCCUCCUAUUACAACCUCUACCAGCCCACACCAUACUCCUCCUACUAUAGCAACCUGUACAACUACCAGCAAUACCAGAUGCCUAGUGGAAAUGGUCGCCUGUCCAGCCAUAACGUGUCCCCCCAGUACCGCACACACUCCUACUAUUCCUCUUACCUGAGUCAGGGGCUCGGCACGACUGCAUGUGUGCCCCCCAGCACCUGCCCUGAACCCAAAGCAGCAGCUUUCUCUGAUGGAGCUCAAGACUCUGUGUCCAUCAGCUCGAUGAUCAACACUGAGAACCGGCUGGAGUGUGAGAGCAGCUCAGAGUCUGGAACCUUCUCCAUCAACUCCAUCGUUGAUGGGGUAACCAAAUAAAAAACCCUCACCUGCACCAAUCUCACAUUUAAUUGAAUUGUUUCUGUAUUUUCAACUUAUUUUUCACCUUAUUGUUCAACAUUGUGUAGUUAACACUGAUCAGGUUGACUGUUGUGGUGUUUUUCAACUUUUUUAGGGAUUCUAUAAGGUUUGGGUAUUAUUUGCUCUUAGUUUCUCGAUGAUGAUCAGAAAUGCAGUUUACAUAGAUUGCCAUGUUUUAUACAGUUUGAUAGCUUCAGUUUGUUUACUUUGAUACUGCAGUUGUUAAAGAUUAAAAUGAGUCACUUCACUCCAUAUACUAUAGUGAAAGAAAUGGCAGAGCACAACGAUUUACUGCCACAUAUCAGUUGAAGCUCAGUAUUGCUGUCAUUGGCCUAAUGAAUAAGCUAACUUCUUUCCAUGACCUUCAAGACACAAAGUAUAUGAGCUCUUCUCCAGCAUCUCUAUACUGUUGUGUUGUAGGCUGUGGGACAUUUGGGUUUGAAGAGAUACUAUUAAAUUAUGCUUCAAUCUCACAGUGAACGGCUUAUUUAUUUAUGGCCAUCACUAAAGGACAUCAUUUAACUUUUGAUGAUUUGCAUCAACCCUGUUCCUAUGCAUGAUCCAGCUAAUGUUCAGUGCUCUUCCGCAUUUUCUUUGUAUAAUAUGAAGCUGUGCCCUUGAUUUUAAUGGUGUUGUUGGCACAGAUAAUGUCCUCAGUCAAGUCACGAAUAAAUGGUAAAGGAGAAGAGGGACACAAAACUUUCUUUCCUUGUAAGCUCAGUUUGUUGCAGACAUUUGUUAUGACAGUACAUUUAACUAAAAAUUAAACUAUAUUUCGUUUUUUAGAUCUGAUAAAAACAAGGCAGUGUGAUCUAUUUUUUUACAUUUUAUUGUUAUUAUUAUUAUAUUAUAGUCGAUGGCCAAUUAAAAUGAAUCAGUCUGAGGGCCAUUUAAUAUGCUUGCAUCUGUAUUUCUUUUGCACUUACAUAGAAGUUAGUAGUAAUAAGUAGCUAACUGAGACUUAAAUGAAUAGCCUUUUUCUAAAAAUGAAUGUAAAGAAUGUGCGUACUGUAUAUUCUAAUGUUAAACAGUGAUUUUGUGCAAUUUUGUUAGACCAACAGUUCACAGUUUGAUUCAUUUGUUUUCCAGAUGCUGGUUUUGUGUAUAACUUACUGAAGUUUUUUAUUGUUACGAUUGUAAAAUAACACAAAAGCUAAUUUGCAAUCCUGUGUUUAUAUGCUCUCAUGUUCAGUGGAAAUAAAAUAAUUAUUGAUGACUGACUUUCACAAGGAGCGCAAUCUGAAAUGAAAAUUACUUGUAUUUUCUUUGCUCUGCACCUUGAAAACAUUUAUUCGAUUCUGCCCCAUCUGCUGUAAUCAAUAACCUGACCAUCUUGUUUUUUGUUUUGUUUUUUUAUUAAACGCACUUACUCUUAAUUUCAUCCCCCAGUGGUUUUAGUGAGAAGAAUGUGGAGUUACCUAUAUGGCUUGGGCAUUAUAAAUCACUUCUGGAGAGCAGAUUGUACAGCAGUAUCGAUUGAUCCUGAUAUAUCACAGAAAUUUACUGUCACUUCUGUUUUCAAUUAAAGAUACAAUCAGUCAGAUAAUGACUUAAUUGGAUUUUACAGAAGAUUGAGUUUUAUUGUCCCGUGCUUUAUGAGUUUAGUUAAGGAAGGCCGCUUUAUCAUGGGCUGUCAGCGCUGGGCUCUGCCGUGCCGCCGUGUCCUUCUGUUGCUGCUUCAGGUUUGUGUUCCAGCGACAGCCUGAAAAGUGGCUGUGGAUUUGGUAUUGUGCCAUCAAUCACAUCGGCUGCAUGAAAGAUAAAGCCAGCCCGUCCCAUA
Carassius auratus (goldfish) is the source of this 2688-nucleotide messenger RNA. Its product is annotated as doublesex- and mab-3-related transcription factor 1. Gene Ontology annotation, cellular component: nucleus. The record is from RefSeq and is a predicted model, not a curated record. Gene Ontology annotation, molecular function: RNA polymerase II cis-regulatory region sequence-specific DNA binding; DNA-binding transcription factor activity, RNA polymerase II-specific. Gene Ontology annotation, biological process: sex differentiation; regulation of transcription by RNA polymerase II. NCBI's taxonomy places the organism in Eukaryota, Metazoa, Chordata, Actinopteri, Cypriniformes, Cyprinidae. Bases 147 to 866 code for a protein of 239 amino acids. The transcript is spliced from 6 exons.